This is a messenger RNA of Dama dama (fallow deer), 2904 nucleotides long. RefSeq names its product collagen alpha-1(I) chain-like. NCBI's taxonomy places the organism in Eukaryota, Metazoa, Chordata, Mammalia, Artiodactyla, Cervidae. The transcript has 5 exons. The record is from RefSeq and is a predicted model, not a curated record. The coding region runs from base 1 to 2904 and encodes 967 amino acids.
AUGAGGCCAGCAUCCUGGGGCAGCGAGAAGCACAGCCACCUCCGGGCCCCACACAGCCCCCUGCCCUCCCGACCUCCGUGUGACACCAGACGGGACCAGGCCUCUCAGAGAGAGAUCCACCCCUCCACCGGGGAUGGGGGACCUGAGCCUGGCUCGCCCACCACGGGGGCGGGGCCUGGGCAGACUGCAGCUGCAUGGGAGGCCAGGCCCCUUCUCACGGGGCUCGCGGGGGCAGGGAGAGAGGGCAAUGCCCCUUCUUCCCAAGAACUCGGUGGGAAGAGCCGGGGGACAGAGUGUGGGUCAGGCUCCCCGCCCCAGCCGCUCACCAGCCUCGUGAGCCUGGGUGCAUUUCUUAUCGCCUCCGAAGCCUUGGUCUUUUCACCUGUAACAGGGCACCCACCAGACUACCCCAGACGGGGACUUAGACAGCAGAUCUCCAUUUUCUCAAAGGUCCAGAGGCUGGACGUCCAAGAGCAGGGUGUCGCAGGGCUGGUCCCGGGACUCGCAGAUGGCUGCCUCCUCCGCGGGUCCUCAGGGUUCUCCGCGCGUCCUCAUGGGUCCUCCCGGGGCCCUCAGGGGUCCUCCGCGGGUCCCCAGGGGUCCUCCCCAGGUCUUCGGGGUCCUCUGCGCGUCCUCAUGGGUCCUCCCCGGGCCCUCAGGGGUCCUCCGCGGGUCCCCAGGGGUCCUCCCCAGGUCCCCAGUGGUCCUCACCGGGUCCCCAGGGGUCCUCCCCAGGUCCCCAGGGGUCCUCCGCGGGUCCCCAGGGGUCCUCCCCAGGUCUUCGGGGUCCUCUGCGCGUCCUCAUGGGUCCUCCCCGGGCCCUCAGGGGUCCUCCGCGGGUCCCCAGGGGUCCUCCCCAGGUCCCCAGUGGUCCUCACCGGGUCCCCAGGGGUCCUCCCCAGGUCCCCAGGGGUCCUCCGCGGGUCCCCAGGGGUCCUCCCCAGGUCCUCAGUGGUCCUCACCGGGUCCCCAGGGGUCCUCCCCAGGUCCCCAGUGGUCCUCACCGGGUCCCCAGGGGUCCUCCCCAGGUCCCCAGUGGUCCUCCGCGGGUCCCCAGGGGUCCUCCCCAGGUCCCCAGUGGUCCUCCGCGGGUCCCCAGGGGUCCUCCCCGGGCCCUCAGGGGUCCUCCGCGGGUCCCCAGGGGUCCUCCCCAGGUCCCCAGUGGUCCUCCGCGGGUCCCCAGGGGUCCUCCCCGGGCCCUCAGGGGUCCUCCGCGGGUCCCCAGGGGUCCUCCCCAGGUCCCCAGUGGUCCUCACCGGGUCCCCAGGGGUCCUCCCCAGGUCCUCAGUGGUCCUCACCGGGUCCCCAGGGGUCCUCCCCAGGUCCUCAGUGGUCCUCACCGGGUCCCCAGGGUCCUCACCGGGUCCCCAGGGUCCUCCCCGGGUCCCCAGGGGUCCUCCCCAGGUCCCCAGUGGUCCUCCCCGGGUCCCCAGGGUCCUCCCCAGGUCCCCAGUGGUCCUCACCGGGUCCCCAGGGUCCUCCCCAGGUCCCCAGUGGUCCUCCCCGGGUCCCCAGGGUCCUCACCGGGUCCCCAGGGGUCCUCCCCGGGUCCCCAGUGGUCCUCACCGGGUCCCCAGGGUCCUCCCCGGGUCCCCAGGGUCCUCCCCAGGUCACCAGGGUCCUCCCCGGGUCCCCAGUGGUCCUCACCGGGUCCCCAGGGGUCCUCCCCAGGUCCCCAGUGGUCCUCACCGGGUCCCCAGGGGUCCUCCCCAGGUCCUCAGUGGUCCUCCCCGGGUCCCCAGGGUCCUCCCCGGGUCCCCAGGGGUCCUCCCCAGGUCCCCAGUGGUCCUCACCGGGUCCCCAGGGGUCCUCCCCAGGUCCUCAGUGGUCCUCCCCGGGUCCCCAGGGUCCUCCCCGGGUCCCCAGGGUCCUCCGCGGGUCCCCAGGGUCCUCCCCGGGUCCCCAGGGGUCCUCCCCAGGUCCCCAGUGGUCCUCACCGGGUCCCCAGGGGUCCUCCCUAGGUCCCCAGGGUCCUCCCCGGGUCCCCAGGGGUCCUCCCCAGGUCCUCAGUGGUCCUCCCCGGGUCCCCAGGGUCCUCCCCGGGUCCCCAGGGUCCUCCGCGGGUCCCCAGGGUCCUCCCCGGGUCCCCAGGGGUCCUCCCCAGGUCCCCAGUGGUCCUCACCGGGUCCCCAGGGGUCCUCCCCAGGUCCCCAGGGUCCUCCCCGGGUCCCCAGGGUCCUCCGCGGGUCCCCAGGGUCCUCCCCGGGUCCCCAGGGGUCCUCCCCAGGUCCCCAGUGGUCCUCACCGGGUCCCCAGGGUCCUCCCCGGGUCCCCAGGGUCCUCCGCGGGUCCCCAGGGUCCUCCCCGGGUCCCCAGUGGUCCUCCCCGGGUCCCCAGGGUCCUCCCCGGGUCCCCAGUGGUCCUCCCCGGGUCCCCAGGGUCCUCCGCGGGUCCCCAGGGUCCUCCCCGGGCCCUCAUGGGUCCUCCCGGGGCCCUCAGGGGUCCUCCGCGGGUCCCCAGGGUCCUCCCCAGGUCCCCAGUGGUCCUCCCCAGGUCCCCAGGGUCCUCCCCGGGUCCCCAGUGGUCCUCCCCGGGUCCCCAGGGUCCUCCCCGGGUCCCCAGGGUCCUCCCCCUCCCGGGGGAGCACAGGCCCCGCCCCCGGGGAAUGGGGGUGGUCCCAGGGCUUGGAGCGUGGGCUGGCGGGCACAGCCCGGCCUUAGCGCGAGUGGGGUACGCAGCAAAGCCCUGCACUUCCUGGACGGGGAAACUGAGUCACGGGGAAGCCGUCACUGCAGCAGGGGCUGGGGUGCACCGGGGCUGCGGGCCCCACCUGUGUGUCCCGAGCUCCUGGCCGCCCGGCCCCGGGGCGGGAGAGGAGAUGGGCCCGGCCUGGGCAAGGGAAGGAUCCCCGGGCCCCGCCUGCAGCCCCGCCCCCGGACCCGUCCCCGAGCUGCAGCCUCCUGA